Molecule: messenger RNA, 510 nt
Organism: Penicillium soppii
Lineage: Eukaryota; Fungi; Ascomycota; Eurotiomycetes; Eurotiales; Aspergillaceae
Product: Hsp20/alpha crystallin family protein
Exons: 1
Coding region: 1-510 (169 amino acids)
Biological process (GO): protein complex oligomerization; response to heat; protein folding
Source: RefSeq, a predicted model, not a curated record
AUGUCUCUCUUCCGUACUAGUUUCCCUGGCUCUGGCGACUUCGCCCCUCUCUUCCGUCUACUUGAUGACUACGACGUCCACCGUUCCGCUCGCAACCAGCCUGCGUCUCAGUCCUUCUCUCCUCGCUUUGAUGUCCACGAGACUGAUGAAGCCUAUCACCUGGAUGGCGAGCUCCCUGGCGUUGACCAGAAGGACAUCAACAUCGAGUUCUCCGACCACCAGACUCUUGUUGUGAAGGGUCGCACCGAGCACGAGCACCGUACUUCUGACGCUCAGGGAUCCACCGAGGAUUCUGAGCAGAUCGAUUCCAAGACCGAUUCCAAGACCGACUCCAAGCCCACUCGUCGCUUCUGGGCCACUGAGCGCUCUGUCGGCGAAUUCCAGCGCACCUUCACUUUCCCGACUCGUGUUGACCAGGACAAUGUCAAGGCCAGCCUGAAGAACGGCAUCCUGUCUGUCACUGUUCCCAAGACUACUGCCGCUGCCACCAAGAAGAUCACCAUUGAGUAA